This is a messenger RNA of Racocetra fulgida, 775 nucleotides long. NCBI's taxonomy places the organism in Eukaryota, Fungi, Glomeromycota, Glomeromycetes, Diversisporales, Gigasporaceae. The record is from the annotation of a GenBank genome assembly.
AUAAAAAUCAUUCAACUUCAGUAUCAACUUCUUCUAAUUCAUUAGCUUCUAAUUAUACUUCGGUUUUAAAAAAGCAAUCUACAUUAUCGCAAUAUAUUGGUCGCCCACUUCAUGCUUCUGAAAUUCCCAAAUUCGAAUGUCUCAUACUUCGAGCAACUAUUUCAGUUGGAGUUGCAUUUCGAUGGAUUGAAAAUCCUGAAGUUAGGAAAUUAUUCCACUUUAUUUCUCCACAUUUAAAACUACCUGACCGAAAAUCACUUAGUAAUCGUAUACUAACAAGUGCAACUAAUGAACUAAUGGGUAUAGUAUUUAUUACAUCUUCGGGAGAAAUAUUAAUUUGGGGAGCGGAAGACAUUAGUAUUGAAAGACAAAGGCAAGAAGAAGUAAUUACCAGAAUCUAUACACUUUUUAACCAAGCAAAAGAGCUAGAUACUCUUGUUACCAAAGAUGACGCUGCUUCGGAUAAUGAUUUAAAACUUCCAGCUGAUAUCAAAGUUACUAUUAACCGUGAUUCUUUUUGGGAUUCUCUUACAACAUUGCAUAAGAUACUUCAUCCUUUUUGUGGAGCUCUUGAUCUUAUGCAACGUGAUAAAGCCUAUGAUAUAAAUGAAGAAAAUGAAGAAAUUACUUCAGAAAUUAGUUGGAAUAGUGCUAUCAACGAAUGGGAAGAAUUAUUGAUUGAUGAAGAGUUUGAAGAAGACCCAGACGAUCUUGAUAAUGCUGAUAUAGAUUUUCUUGAUUUAGAAAUCCAUCCUGCUGAAAAUCAAGCCACAAA